This is a messenger RNA of Kazachstania africana CBS 2517, 1632 nucleotides long. RefSeq names its product F1F0 ATP synthase subunit alpha (gene ATP1). The coding region runs from base 1 to 1632 and encodes 543 amino acids. NCBI's taxonomy places the organism in Eukaryota, Fungi, Ascomycota, Saccharomycetes, Saccharomycetales, Saccharomycetaceae. Gene Ontology annotation, molecular function: ATP binding; proton-transporting ATP synthase activity, rotational mechanism; ADP binding. Gene Ontology annotation, biological process: proton motive force-driven ATP synthesis; proton transmembrane transport. The record is from RefSeq and is a predicted model, not a curated record. The transcript has a single exon.
AUGUUAUCUAGAGCCAUUGCAAUUCGCUCCAUUUCAAAGACACUACUGAGGUCUUCAUACCCUGCAUGGUCCUCUUCUUUACAAAGAUUUGCGUCUUCUCAAACUGCAAAAGCUCAACCUACCGAAGUAUCAUCAAUAUUGGAGGAAAGAAUUAAAGGUAUCUCAAAUAAAGCUGAUUUAAAUGAAACAGGAAGAGUUCUUGCCGUAGGUGAUGGUAUUGCUAGAGUCUUUGGUCUCAACAAUAUUCAAGCUGAAGAAUUGGUAGAAUUCUCCUCCGGUGUUAAAGGUAUGGCUUUAAAUUUAGAAGCAAAUCAAGUCGGUAUCGUUCUUUUCGGUUCUGAUAGAUUAGUUAAAGAAGGUGAAAUCGUUAAGAGAACUGGUAAAAUUGUCGAUGUCCCAGUUGGUCCAGCUUUAUUAGGUAGAGUGGUUGAUGCUUUAGGAAACCCCAUCGACGGUAAAGGUCCAAUAAAAACAUCUGUACGUUCAAGAGCUCAAGUUAAAGCUCCUGGUAUCUUACCUAGAAGAUCUGUUUUCGAACCAGUUCAAACUGGAUUGAAAGCUGUCGAUGCUCUUGUACCAAUUGGAAGAGGCCAAAGAGAAUUGAUCAUUGGUGAUCGUCAAACUGGUAAGACCGCCGUUGCUUUAGAUACAAUAUUAAAUCAAAAGAGAUGGAAUGAUGGUAAAGAUGAAUCAAAAAAAUUGUAUUGUGUCUACGUAGCAGUGGGCCAAAAAAGAUCUACUGUCGCACAACUAGUACAAACACUUGAACAACAUGAUGCUCUUAAAUAUUCCAUCAUCGUCGCUGCCACAGCAUCUGAAGCUGCUCCUUUACAAUAUCUGGCUCCUUUCACUGCAGCUUCCAUUGGUGAAUGGUUCAGAGAUAAUGGUAAGCAUGCUUUGAUUGUUUACGAUGAUUUGUCAAAACAAGCUGUUGCAUACCGUCAGUUGUCAUUAUUGUUAAGACGUCCCCCUGGCCGUGAAGCUUAUCCAGGUGAUGUUUUCUACUUACAUUCAAGGUUGUUAGAAAGAGCCGCUAAGAUGUCAGAUAAACAAGGUGGUGGUUCAUUAACUGCAUUACCCAUCAUUGAAACACAAGGUGGUGAUGUCUCUGCUUAUAUUCCAACUAACGUUAUUUCCAUCACUGAUGGUCAAAUCUUCUUAGAAACAGAAUUAUUUUACAAGGGUAUUAGACCUGCCAUCAAUGUCGGUCUAUCUGUUUCUCGUGUUGGUUCUGCUGCUCAAGUGAAAGCUUUAAAACAAGUCGCUGGUUCUUUGAAAUUAUUCUUGGCUCAAUACAGAGAGGUUGCCGCUUUUGCACAAUUUGGUUCUGAUUUAGAUGCUUCUACAAAACAAACUUUGGUUAGAGGUGAAAGACUGACUCAAUUGUUGAAACAACCUCAAUAUGCCCCAUUAUCUGCUGAAGAACAAGUACCUCUAAUUUAUGCAGGUGUCAAUGGCUACUUAGAUUCAAUCCCAUUAGACAAAAUCAGUGAAUUUGAAACUUCUUUCUUGGCCUAUUUGAAAUCAAACCACGAAGAUAUAUUGAGCAGCAUUAGAGAUAAAGGUGAACUACCCAAGAAUUUAUUGGAGUCAUUGAAAUCUGCAACCGAAUCUUUCGUUGCUACAUUUUGA